AAAAAAGCUUCGUCAUCCCGAGUGCUUUUCUCCCAGCUAUCGAUCCAGCUUAAUCGUGCGCAUCGCCAGAAAUGCAUAUUUGUUUUGUUCUCCUCUUGGUGCGCGCACUGCACACACACUCCCUAGAAACUCAACACUCAACUCACAUUUAUUCCUGGUCUUCCAACCAAUACCCCCAACAAACUCAAAAUGGAAAUCCAACCUGCUGUGUUGACAUAUAGAGGUAUGUGUACCGACGAGCACGUGACCUCCCGGCGCUCCGUGGUCUUGGAAAAGCUGGCUGGUGUCGGCGGCUAAUGCCCCUUGUUCCUCCUAUCUGAGGAUAUAAACACUGAAUGACGCCGUGCUCCCCAUGAAAACAGAAUCGAGCGAAUUCGCCCUAAAAAUAACAGCAAUCAUUUGUAGCAGAGCGGCGGAACAUGACAACGGGCAAUUUCAAUUCUGCCCGCCGUGGACCCCGAGUCUGGAACUGUGCAUGUGCCCGGGCUCAAAGUUGCUCAGCCUCAAAGUUGUGUUUUUCUUUGCGCUGUCAUCUUUGCCUCUGCUGUCGCUUUUCUCCAGCCCAAAAGUGAGGAUUUUAGCCUGUUUCCACCGGCAAACGGGCUGUCCCAUUCUGUUCCUUGCUCGUACUCAAAUUUGGGCCACGUCACGCAACCUUGCAUUUUCCCACGCCGCCAUCGAUAACAAACAUGACAUCGGCCAUUUCAGACCGCUUUUUCUCGCUUCCACUUGUGACCGGUGCCGCAAGGCCGUUUCCGGGCCAAUUUCGUCGUCUUCAUGACAUACUAACGCAUCCAGGCACUUUUGCAGAGCCGCUCACCGAGUACUUGACCUUGACCAACACCACCCCUGAGCCCUUGGCGUUCAAAGUCAAGACCACCG
This is a messenger RNA of Metschnikowia bicuspidata var. bicuspidata NRRL YB-4993, 882 nucleotides long. RefSeq lists its product as uncharacterized. The record is from RefSeq and is a predicted model, not a curated record. NCBI's taxonomy places the organism in Eukaryota, Fungi, Ascomycota, Pichiomycetes, Serinales, Metschnikowiaceae. Bases 476 to 781 code for a protein of 101 amino acids. The transcript has a single exon.